CCUCGCACUUCCAAUCUCAAAGACUGAAUAUAGAGAGAAACGCAUUUCAGCCCGCAGGAAUUCUGCGGUCGCCGUCGCCAAAGGGACAAAGAGGCGGCGGCGAUGGAGGAGGGCAUGAGCAGUAUGCAGCAGAAAGCGACCGAGCUGGAGCACAUGGCCGAGGUCCUGCUGACCGGCGAGCAGCUGCGGCUCCGACUGCAUGAAGAGAAAGUCAUCAAAGACCGAAGGCACCACCUCAAGACGUAUCCCAACUGCUUUGUUGCCAAAGAGCUGAUUGACUGGCUGAUUGACCACAAGGAGGCCUCAGAUCGAGAGACUGCAAUUAAACUUGUCCAGAAGUUAUUGGAUCACAGCAUUAUCCAUCAUGUUUGUGAUGAACAUAAGGAAUUCAAGGAUGCCAAACUGUUCUACCGCUUCCGAAAAGACGAUGGGACGUUUCCACUGGAUAAUGAGGUGAAGGUGUUCAUGAGAGGACAAAGACUGUAUGAAAAGUUGAUGAGUUCUGAAAACACUCUUCUGCAAGCCAGGGAAGAGGAAGGGGUCAAGUAUGAGCGAACCUUCGUGGCAUCGGAGUUCAUUGACUGGUUGAUCCAGGAAGGAGAGGCCACAACACGGACUGAAGCUGAGCAGCUUGGCCGCAGGCUUUUGGAGCAUGGGAUUAUACAGCAUGUGUCCAACAAGCACCAUUUUAUGGACAGCAACUUGCUCUACCAGUGCAGGAUGAAUUUCCGCCGGCGGCGGCGGCUGAUGGAGCUGCUCACCGAGAAGUCUCGCCUGGUGCCAGAAAGCCACGACAGCCCCUUUUGCCUGCGCAAGCAGAACCAUGACAACAGAAAACAUACCAGUUUUCUGUCAGUGAGCCCCACCAAGGAGAUAAAGAUCGUGUCGGCAGUGCGGAGGAGCAGCAUGAGCAGCUGUGGCAGCAGUGGGUACUUCAGCAGCAGCCCCACGCUCAGCAGCAGCCCCCCGGUGCUCUGCAACCCCAAGUCUGUAUUAAAGAGACCGGUGACUGCUGAUGAGCUUUUGAUGCCCGGAGCUCCAUACGUCAGAAAAACUUUUACAAUCGUUGGUGAUGCAGUUGGCUGGGGCUUCGUGGUGCGGGGCAGCAAGCCAUGCCACAUUCAGGCUGUGGACCCGAGCGGGCCAGCAGCUGCAGCUGGCAUGAAGGUUUGUCAAUUUGUCGUCUCCGUCAACGGUCUGAACGUUCUCCAUGUGGACUACAGGACAGUGAGCAACCUCAUCCUGACAGGCCCACGAACGAUUGUCAUGGAAGUGAUGGAAGAAGUAGAGUCCUGAGAAGAAUGGAUCUCUUACUGGGACGCUUUUGUGGGAAAACAGCCAAUCAUGAGGCAGCAUGACACACAGAGGCACCACUUUCUGUGUCCAAGUAGAUGAUUUUGCUUUUGGGGAAGGGGGGUUCUCUUUCAUUUAACAAUAAUAGCACUGGUUAUUAUGCUGAGAAGUAAGCAAUAGAUACCAGCGUGUUUUCACUAAGAACUUCUCUUUGCUUGUCAAAGACAAAGGAAAGGCCCUUGGGUUGUCUCUCCAGCCAAGUCUGCAUCCGUCAGAGUGGUUUCCCACCUAAGAGGCCGUGCAGAUUUCCUCACAGUCCACCACUGGAUCAAACACUUCAGGAGAUGAAAGAACCACAUACACUGUGAGCCAGGAUGUCACAGACGGCGUGCGGGACAUAUUGACGUGGGUAAACAUCCUCUGGUCGUGGAGAACUGACUGACUGCUGGCUUUAUUGCCACCGAACACAAAGGAGCUGUGAAACAAAUGUGUUCGUGGUCUGUAGAGGAUACUAUGGGGUGGAUGUUUGGGCCUGAUAGAGCAGAGUGAUUAUUCUAAAAGAAAAAGACAACGCCAUGCAAGUGUGAGAACAUGUGCUGCUUUUACAAAGUAAAGCAAUCUGGCCUUUGAAAAUCAGGCAAUUUGUGUAGAUGCUGAAGCACAGAUGCAGGUACUCAACUACAAAGUGUUGCUUUUUGUUUGUUUUCAUAUACAGAAAGGAAAGGUUUCUCAGUCUCAUUGUUUGUCACUUUGGAGAAUUUUCAGACACCUUUAUUCCUAGAAGAAGAAUAUUUAGUGGGGAGAGGUGGGAAGUUCACAGUGUUAGCAUUAGCAAUGACAUAUCCAGGUGCUCCAUAGAGAAACUUCACUUCAAAUUGAAGCAAUGUACAUGAAUGUACAUUAAGCUCAUUAGCACUUUCAAAUCAUCAAUGUUCUGCAAGCUACAAACUUGCCACAUAAGUUGCAUUUGACACUAUUACUAAUAAAAAAAUAGUAUUUAACUGACUCUUACUCAUUUGUAAAAUGUAGGAUUUCUUUGUUGAUGAUUUUAUGGAACAAAUCUUUAAAAAGAUAAUAAUAUAUAAAAAUUCUAUAUUCUGCUGACCGAGGUGACUUCUUAGCCCUGUGGUGAUUGGACUCCAUGGACAUUCUUUGGUCUUUGAGCUGAAUAUGUACAUCCUUGUCCACACAAUUCUGGGUAUACAUUGCAAUCUUUCUCUGCUGUCUAAAUUUUGCAAUUGAAGCUUGAACUUCUAUGUAAGUAUACCAAAAAUCCUUCAUCUUUGGGAUGGGGAAAGUAUUUUUCCCUCAAUUAAUUUUGAAAUAUGUUUUAUAUUAAAGAUUGUUCUCACUGAA
This is a messenger RNA of Coturnix japonica (Japanese quail), 2649 nucleotides long. RefSeq names its product DEP domain containing MTOR interacting protein (gene DEPTOR). Gene Ontology annotation, biological process: intracellular signal transduction; positive regulation of GTPase activity; G protein-coupled receptor signaling pathway. Gene Ontology annotation, molecular function: guanyl-nucleotide exchange factor activity; protein binding; GTPase activator activity. Gene Ontology annotation, cellular component: plasma membrane. The record is from RefSeq and is a predicted model, not a curated record. NCBI's taxonomy places the organism in Eukaryota, Metazoa, Chordata, Aves, Galliformes, Phasianidae.